Messenger RNA from Hibiscus syriacus, 798 nucleotides. Its product is annotated as O-fucosyltransferase 29-like. NCBI's taxonomy places the organism in Eukaryota, Viridiplantae, Streptophyta, Magnoliopsida, Malvales, Malvaceae. The record is from RefSeq and is a predicted model, not a curated record. Bases 1 to 798 code for a protein of 265 amino acids. The transcript is spliced from 3 exons.
AUGCUAGCAUUUUCCGGUUGUUACUUCGGAGGAGGAGACAAGGAGAGACACAAGCUCGGAGAGAUACGAAAACGAUGGGAAACAUUGCCGGACAGCGAUGCAGUUGCAGAGGGAAGGCGAGGUAAAUGUCCGCUUACUCCCCAUGAAGUAGGGUUGAUGUUGAGGGCACUUGGUUUCCAAAACGACACAUACAUCUACGUUGCAUCAGGAGAAAUAUAUGGUGGAGAAGAGACUCUGGCACCACUAAGACAUCUCUUUCCAAACUUGUAUACAAAAGAGACGCUUGCACAUGAAGAGCUGAAGCCUUUUCUUCCUCACUCUUCUUCCCUUGCAGCCAUCGACUUCAUUGUUUGCUACGAAAGCAAUGCAUUCGUCACCAAUAAUAACGGAAACAUGGCCAAGAUUCUCGCCGGUCGAAGGAGGUACAUGGGGCACAAGAGGACCAUAAGACCAAAUGCCAAGAGGCUCAGUCCAUUGUUGAUGGAAAGGGAUCAAAUGGAUUGGGAUACCUUUGCCGAAAAGGUGAGAGAGGUUCAAAGAGGAUUCAUGGGAGAACCGGAUGAGAUGAGAGCCGGACGUGGUGAAUUCCAUGAGUAUCCAUAUUCUUGUAUAUGCGAGAAGCCGGCAAGUGAUAUCGGCGGCAACGAGAGCAGAGAUCAUCGGUUUCAACAGUUUAAAGAAAAUCAAGGAUCCAGGAAGAGAAGCAACGAGGAGGAAAAAGAGGCAGUUGUAGGAGCCAAGGAGGAUGAGCAUGAAGAAGUGUUUCCUGACCAAGUGAACUACAUUUAUGUUAUUUGA